AACAUAAAAGGGACAAAAAUCAAAAUGACAAAUUGAGAAGGGAAUUGAAUUUUAAUUAAAUAAUAUUCAGGUUAUCUGAGAUUUUCUCUAAUAACUGGUGUGAUAUUAAUAGCACAUAGUAGGUACCUAUUGUGUGAAUAUCAUUAAUUUAUAACAGAAUCAUUGUGAAAUUCUAGCCAAUAUUUAGACAUAGAGGAGUAUUGCGCCAGACCUGAAAAGCCGGUUUUGUUUACCACUCCCACAACUCGUUUUUCAAAAUGUCGUUUCAAUGGACGUUCAUAGCCGGCUAUCUUUACUUCGAGAUUGCUCUUGUAAUGUUGAUGAUAUUGCCGCUGUUCAGCCCUAGAAAAUGGUACACGUUCUACCGAUCCAGGCUUUUCGAGAUGUUUCAUCAGAGAACUGCAAUAUAUUUCUACGGUUGGUUAGGAAUUUUGUGCCUGUUUCUAAUUGAUUCUAUCAGAGAAAUGAGGAAAUAUUCACAUACAAGUGAGCCUGGUCAUGUGCAUUUAGCUAGCGAGAUGAAAGGGAACGUUAAACUCUUCAGAGCUCAACGUAACUUCUACAUUACUGGUUUUGCCAUUUUCUUAGCAUUUGUGAUCAGAAGGUUGGUAAUAAUGAUUAUAAUUCAGUAUGAGUUAGAGGUAAAAGCGGAGCAGAUAAUUAAAAAGGCAGAAGACACUGUAAAACUGGCGAAAACAACAGUAAUGGCCAGCAACCAACAAACCAACAUUCAAGAGUAUGAAGAAAUCAAAAAUAAAUUAGAACUUACAGAGAGCUUAUUGGAAGUUCAGAAAGUGAGGGUCAAAGAACUGGAGGAUGAGGCUACAAUGUGGAGACUUAAAUAUGAAGAGGUUAAAAGUGUUGAUGGUCAUGGAGAUAAAUAAACACUAUUUAAAUUAAACACUACACUGGCUGUCUAACUUCUGGCUCUGUGACUGGACUUAUUAUAAGUAUUGAAUUAGUAAUAUAGUAGAAAACCAAUUAUCUAAGCUUGUUAUAUGGAAAGUUUCAAUAGCUUAACAAUUUGAGUCUCUAAUGCAAAAAGUCCAUAUUUGUCAUUUUAAAACUUGCAACAUAAGCUAAACCCCAUCCUUACAGACAUUUUUGAACUUGACCAUUACAAAAAAUAGAUAAGUCCUUUUUAAGAGCUAUCCAAUGCAGAAGACUAGUGCGUUUCAACGAAUAGUACCUAUGGCGUUAUGUUGGCUCUCCUGUCUGUCCAAGUCAUUGGCACCAUAUUUGCAUAAGAAGAUGCAGAUUUGUUUAUUUUUAUUUGAUUUUCCUGAAUGAAUGAAAUGAAAAUCAAAUGAAAAUAAACAAAAUCUGCGUCUUCUCAUGCCAAUAUGGUGCCAAUGACCAUCCAACAGACAGGGGAGCCAACAUAACGCCAUAGGUACUAUCCGAUGAAACACACUAUAGUAUAAUCGAUUUUGUAUAGUAUUGAUUUGUAACAUUAGUAUUGUCCUUUAAGUUAGUAAGCAUUUUUGUAUAAUCUAUUUUUUUUGCAUUGUAGCCUCCAAUUUAUGGAAUGGGUUGAAGUCUAUCUGAAUUACCUUUUGGAUUGUUCUACACUGGCAUAAUUAGGUUUUCUACUGUAACUAUAAUGUACUGAAAUGUGUAAUAAUUUUAUGUGAUAUGGAGAAUAGUCAAACUUUUUAUUGUCUUAAUAAUAUGAAUGAAAUUAUGUAGCUUAGCUAACUUACAAAAUAAUUUUAUAUAUCAGCAACAAAGGUGUCAGCUCACUCAAAUUGUUACUCCCAAAACCUCAGUAAACUUGUUAUGGGCACAGGUACUGCCUUUGAAGAAAAAAUUCUUUUGCCUCUUCUACGUUGAAUCCCUGUCCAGUCUAAUAGAGGGUUUUUCAAAGGCUUACAAUACCUAUAUUUUUGUGUUCUGAACAUGUUGCUGGUGUAUUUCUGGUUUAGUUUGUAUUUACUAAAGUUAGUUUUAGAAUCUCUAGUAGGUAAAUGUUUCCCUAUCAAAAACUUGCUUAUAACAAUAAUAUCACUUUGGUGUUUUGUAAUUACUGGACUAUUAUUUAGCUAGGUACCUACUUACUAUGUUUGCAGUUACUUAAUAAUAAUUAUGUUUUAAUUUUAUACUAACAAUAAUUAUAUUUUAAGUAUUUUUAUAUUUGUAUUGACUGAUAAUAAUGUUCGGUGCUUUUAUAAAUAAAAUCAAUUAAAAUGAAAUAUAUACACUUUUUU
Molecule: messenger RNA, 2207 nt
Organism: Maniola jurtina (meadow brown)
Lineage: Eukaryota; Metazoa; Arthropoda; Insecta; Lepidoptera; Nymphalidae
Product: B-cell receptor-associated protein 31-like
Exons: 2
Coding region: 258-884 (208 amino acids)
Biological process (GO): endoplasmic reticulum to Golgi vesicle-mediated transport; intracellular protein transport
Cellular component (GO): endoplasmic reticulum; endoplasmic reticulum membrane
Source: RefSeq, a predicted model, not a curated record